Messenger RNA from Patella vulgata (common limpet), 513 nucleotides. RefSeq names its product CHRNA7-FAM7A fusion protein-like. Gene Ontology annotation, biological process: monoatomic ion transmembrane transport. Gene Ontology annotation, molecular function: monoatomic ion channel activity; transmembrane signaling receptor activity. Gene Ontology annotation, cellular component: membrane. The record is from RefSeq and is a predicted model, not a curated record. NCBI's taxonomy places the organism in Eukaryota, Metazoa, Mollusca, Gastropoda, Patellidae. The annotation marks the transcript as partial. The transcript is spliced from 5 exons.
AUGGCAUCCAGGGGAUACAGCGCUACUUUAGCAGACGCGAAAAACCUUUACGACGACAUAUUUAGAAACUACAGCGCAGAUUACAGGCCAAGCCGGAACCAGAGUAAAAAUGUCGUCAUCACUCUACAACGUCGACCGACAUUCUAUGUUCAGACCAUUAUUCUCCCAAUCAUGGUACUAUCGUUCCUGAAUGUCAUGACGUUCUGGUUGCCGGAUGACUCCGGUGAAAAGAUAUCAUUUGCUACUUCAGUCUUAUUAUCCUUGACGGUGUUUUUGAGUAUAACAAGUGGUCUGCUUCCUCAAACUUCAGACAAACCCGUUUUUAUAACCAUCUAUAUUUCUGUGUUGCUGGGGAUGAGUGGUCUCACCGUUCUGGUCGCCAUCUUGUUACACACGGUGUGUAAACUAUGUUUGUCUAACAUUACAAAACACAAUCGACAUUUGACCCGAUUACACGGAAUAAUUGUGAGAGUUCUGAUCUUAAAGUAGCCCGUGUUUGUGUUGUUUACUAAU